AUGAGAAGAAAAAGAUCACGCACAUAUGCUCUUUCGCAUCCGGUGCUCGUGGCCGCCACCGGCCUGCUAGUCUUGACUCUUCCCACGGGCGCUUUGAGCAGGAGACUCUUUGAAGGGGACAAUGUUGUCAAGGCCCCAGCCAACGCUGGGGAGGUGACGGGACCUGCUCCCUUGGAUGCGGCGGCGGCAGCUCUCAUCACCCCAGCGCCGGUGGCGGUGAUGGCAAAGGUGCGACGGGAUGACGUCGACGCUCUAGAUGUUGACUAUGGUCAGGCAGGAUUUGGACCCGGGCCGGGGCCGGGGCCUGGACCUGGACCUCCGAGACCGCGACCUCCAUCACAACAACUACCGCCACAGCAGCAGCCUCAACCAGCGCCACAACCUGCGGGACCACGGGGUCCAGAUGAUCAGAUAGUCAUGUCUCUGUCCAGCGCGCUGCUGGCCGCCCAGAGGAAUCUCAGCGAGGCGUCUCAGACGUUUGAACAAUCCAUCAGCGAGCUCCAGGGGUCUUUGUCUUCGGCGACGUCGGCGGCUCAGGCUGCUAGUUCAAACGCGGCUCAAGCGUCCACCUCGGCGGCAUCUGUUGCUGCGUCGGCCUCCACCGCCCUGGCCGUCGCGAGAGCCUCGAUUAGCAACAUUCAGGCGGCCGCGUCCCAGUCCCUGGCGGAUGCCGAGUCGAAGGCCAAGUUGGCUCAAGCGAGCGCUAGCAGUGCCGAGGCGGAUGCCAGGCAGGCAAGG
Messenger RNA from Pyricularia pennisetigena, 738 nucleotides. RefSeq lists its product as uncharacterized. NCBI's taxonomy places the organism in Eukaryota, Fungi, Ascomycota, Sordariomycetes, Magnaporthales, Pyriculariaceae. The annotation marks the transcript as partial. The record is from RefSeq and is a predicted model, not a curated record. The transcript has a single exon.